AUGUUUUGGAAUCCAUUCUUCGCCUAACCAAAUACUGAAAUCAGUCAUUAUUUUAAAAUUGUUUAAGGUCCAAAUAUAAGUAUUGUUGUUUUAGACGAAUAAGAUAAGAUCUUAGAUAAUUUCUAUUAAAUCAAAUCUUAUAAUGUCGCUGUAGAUAUUUAAUUUAAUUCAAACUAUGCAUUCUUACAAGCUGUUGAAUACUUAGGAAGUCUAAUUAUGGUGAUAUCAUAAGAUGAUAAAUUGAAACUCACUUUCCAGGAAUGCCAAUAUGGAAUGAAUGAAUGCUCAACAGCUUUAUAAACUUAACUUGAUUAUAAAUUGACGAAAGAAAACACGUGUAUUUCGAGCUACUUAGACUAAAUUUCAAUUUUGACUUUGAUAUCAUCAGAACAACUGUCAAAAAUUAUUUAUAAGGGUCCUGUUGAUGUUUAAAAGGAAAUCUUCACUUUGGAUAAAGAAAAAGAAAUAGAUAUAAUGACAUCUUUUACAUUUACUUUAGUACUAUCCUCAUCGAAAUAAUAAGUCGUAUAUGUCUACGAAAUAGCUUUGUAGAUGAACUUAUUAUACUCAUUUUCAUCCAAAGAUUAUGAAUUUAUUAAACCGAAUAAGCUAUUUAUCUAGUAGCUUAGUAAAAGUGAGAGUUGCUUGCUUUUCUUGUUUAAUAAAUAAGAUCAAUUAUUGGUGAUUCUUUAUUUAGACUUUAGUCUUCAUUAUGUUGUCAAUUAGAUUUAAAUAAAAGAUGUUGAAAACAUCAAAUUCCUAAUGGUAAGCCCGAAUAUUGUGUUUGCAUAGAAGAGGAAAAAUGGAAAGCAUGAAAUUUUAAGUUAUUUCAUGUAGAGUUUAUGCAANAAUAUUGUAUAUCUAUAACAUUAUAAUAAUGAAUGGAAUUUAGAAGUAUAAUGGUGUAAAUAUAAAAUUUUUUCCUAUGAUUUUGAUUUCUAGCAAAAAAAGUAUAUAGGAAUUGGAAAAUCAUUUUUUUAUGAAUCGUCAUAACCAAACUAUUUACUGAAACUCCCCUUUGAUCCAAGUAAUUACACUACAUAUCUAAUUGGUAGAUAUAGCAAUUUAGCUUCUUCUGAAUCCUUAAUACAAAUAAUAAAUAAUGAAAUUACAUACAAUAUGGUAGGUGAUUUCUCAUAAGUCUUAAUUGAUUCAUAGAGCAAUGAAAUAUUUUCAAUUAAGGAAACAGAAUUUUAAGGCUCACAAACUAGUACUAUGUUAAUUUGGUCUACCAUCCUAUUGACGAGACAGACUUGAAUGUCUACUAAGCAUAGGUAAUUCAUCAAGGUUGCACUUUGAAUAUUGAAUAUUAAACUAUUGCCUCUGAUAGCUAAUAAUUGAUAUAAGUACGAAAAGAUGAAUUUAUGUUUUGGAAUCCAUUCUUCGCCUAACCAAAUACUGAAAUCAGUCAUUAUUUUAAAAUUGUUUAAGGUCCAAAUAUAAGUAUUGUUGUUUUAGACGAAUAAGAUAAGAUCUUAGAUAAUUUCUAUUAAAUCAAAUCUUAUAAUGUCGCUGUAGAUAUUUAAUUUAAUUCAAACUAUGCAUUCUUACAAGCUGUUGAAUACUUAGGAAGUCUAAUUAUGGUGAUAUCAUAAGAUGAUAAAUUGAAACUCACUUUCCAGGAAUGCCAAUAUGGAAUGAAUGAAUGCUCAACAGCUUUAUAAACUUAACUUGAUUAUAAAUUGACGAAAGAAAACACGUGUAUUUCGAGCUACUUAGACUAAAUUUCAAUUUUGACUUUGAUAUCAUCAGAACAACUGUCAAAAAUUAUUUAUAAGGGUCCUGUUGAUGUUUAAAAGGAAAUCUUCACUUUGGAUAAAGAAAAAGAAAUAGAUAUAAUGACAUCUUUUACAUUUACUUUAGUACUAUCCUCAUCGAAAUAAUAAGUCGUAUAUGUCUACGAAAUAGCUUUGUAGAUGAACUUAUUAUACUCAUUUUCAUCCAAAGAUUAUGAAUUUAUUAAACCGAAUAAGCUAUUUAUCUAGUAGCUUAGUAAAAGUGAGAGUUGCUUGCUUUUCUUGUUUAAUAAAUAAGAUCAAUUAUUGGUGAUUCUUUAUUUAGACUUUAGUCUUCAUUAUGUUGUCAAUUAGAUUUAAAUAAAAGAUGUUGAAAACAUCAAAUUCCUAAUGGUAAGCCCGAAUAUUGUGUUUGCAUAGAAGAGGAAAAAUGGAAAGCAUGAAAUUUUAAGUUAUUUCAUGUAGAGUUUAUGCAAUAUAGUAUUCGAUAAGUCCUUACCCUAAUAUUAGUAUGAUAUGGAAAACUUACUCGAGAAUAUUGUACCCGGCCUAUAUUUGGAUGCUGUCUUUGUGAAAAGUUAAGAUAAGGUGUUGAUGUAUGGUCUUAGCAAUCCUAGGCAUGAUAGUUUAUUGAGAGAGUUUAGUAUUGAUAAAGAUGUGAAGGAUAUAUUUUUUGUAAAGUGGUGUUUAGUAUAUUUUUAAAAACAAAAACUCAUGAUAGAAUGUCCAAAUAGAGAUUUCUAAUUCAGUUAUACAAUUAAUAUGAACAAUGAUAUUUUUGUGCAAUAUAGCCUAUAGCCAAACUCAAGUAUCAUGUUCAAAUGAUAAAAGCAAAUUGAACAUAAAAUAGAAAUUCAAAUAUGUCAACUCGAAUACAAAAAUCGAAGUUUACCCUGAAAAACUCAACAUAGUGACAAAACUUGAUGAGGCAGAGUAAGAUAAUUUCGUUCAAGAUAUGGGAUCUGAUUGGUACUCUGGAUAAGUUGUUCGAUUCUAAUUGCUAAAUGACGACAGUAAUAAUAACAUAUAGAUCAUUGAAUAAAUAAAGGAGACUGAACAUAUGUUUUAUAAAGGUUCAAAAUCAAUUAGGAACUUUGAUGAUACUACAUUUUUUGUUCUUUACAACCAGACCUAUAGUUUGGUAGACAAAGCAAAUGGAGAUCUUAUUAAAGAGUUUACAUUCGAAGAUAAUGAUGUCUAUUGCAAAUCAAUUCUUUAUGGAUAAGAUUAAAUUUUAUACUUUCCUGCAUGUAAGGUAAGAAAGAUACGUUAUUUGGGAUCGUUUGCAAGAAUCAAGAAUGCUAGAGUAGCAAAGGCCUUCCAAUCGUUUAUGCUUUUGAUAAGGCAUUCAUAUUUGACAACAACUUGUUUUUAACCGAAACCUUCUCAAUAUAUGCUUGGGGCAUUUAAGAAUCAUUAUUAAGCCUUGAGAAAGCUAAAUAUUUUGGUUACAAAUAUUUUGAUAGAUAAUAAUCUUCAAAUACAAUAGUGAA
Messenger RNA from Paramecium octaurelia, 3229 nucleotides. NCBI's taxonomy places the organism in Eukaryota, Ciliophora, Oligohymenophorea, Peniculida, Parameciidae. The record is from the annotation of a GenBank genome assembly.